CCGCGCGCGGGCCCGGGAGCCGCGGGGAGGCGGGGCGCAGGGCGGCGGCCGCUUAGUCUGCACCAUGGCCUACCCGGGGCACCCAGGCGCCGGCGCCGGCGGCUACUACCCUGGCGGGUAUGGAGGGGCUCCCGGAGGGCCUGCGUUUCCUGGCCAAACUCAGGAUCCGCUCUAUGGUUACUUUGCUGCUGUUGCUGGACAGGAUGGACAAAUUGAUGCAGAUGAAUUGCAGAGAUGCCUGACCCAGUCGGGCAUUGCAGGCGGAUACAAACCUUUUAACCUGGAGACUUGUCGGCUGAUGGUUUCAAUGCUGGAUAGAGAUAUGUCGGGCACAAUGGGUUUCAGUGAGUUUAAGGAGCUCUGGGCUGUACUGAAUGGCUGGCGACAGCACUUCAUCAGCUUUGACAGUGAUAGAAGUGGAACCGUGGAUCCUCAGGAAUUGCAGAAGGCACUGACCACAAUGGGAUUUAGGUUGAGUCCCCAGGCUGUUAAUUCAAUUGCAAAACGAUACAGCACCAAUGGAAAGAUCACCUUUGAUGACUACAUUGCCUGCUGUGUCAAACUUCGAGCACUAACAGACAGCUUUCGAAGACGAGAUACUACACAGCAAGGUGUCGUGAAUUUCCCAUAUGAUGAUUUCAUUCAGUGUGUGAUGAGCGUUUAAGCAGAGAAGCUGAAUGAUCUCAAUCAACAUUCGAACUCAAGUUUUCUUCUGCUUUGCUCGCUGCCUUCCACAGUGCAUAGAAACUUCAGUCACCAAGCUUCAGUAACAGCUGUUAUAAAGGCCUAUUAACUUUGUGUACGACUGAAGUUUGGGUUUAAGUUUUGAUAAUAAAUUCUUUGGAGUUUUAAUAAUAUCAGAACCAUUGCCACCAUUCAGACUUCCUUGUGUCUUGCUAAGCGCCUUGUAUGUAAAUUAAAGUAUGCACGUUUCAGGUGUGUUCUGUAUUAUUCAUUGUGGGAGAGAUACUAAAACCUUGUCACUAAAAGACUACAACUGUUGUCUCUCCUAGAUGGACAUUUACAUAUCAUUGAAAGGUUGAUGUGUGUUAUCAGCAAUUAAAUGGUUUAAACACACUUGAAUGCAAAAAAAAAAAAAGAAAAACUUGCCCAUGAUAAUUCUUGACAGAAUAUACUGGAGUGGCUUAAUGAUUUACAGAUAAUUUGUUGAUGGUGUGAAUGACAGAAAACCUAAUUAUUUUCUGCCUUUUGAAAACCUGUAGAAUAAUUUGAGUGGUAAAUACUGCCUCCAAGUUUCUUUUGUUAUCACUUGCCACUUUCAAAAACUUUUGUGCAUGAGUUUUGUGAUGUAAAGGAGAAAGUUGAUAGGAAAAGACCCAGAUGAUAGGACAUUACUGACUAUGGCUAUUUUUGGCUAAUGGAAUUCUCAGUGAUUUUCUUUAGACAUUUAAAUAUUCUCCAAGUGUUCUAUCAUAUGUAUACUUUCAUUUUAAAUCAGGAAUCAAACUUGUAAAAUACUGAAGUUUCUGGUUUGAUAUGCCAGUGUGUUCACACCUAAAAUUCAGACUUGGCAGAACCAGGAAGAAUGCUCAGCAGGAUGAAGUGUGAGCACUGCAUAUAUGAGGCAGGCCCCAAAUCUGACACUUGAGCAGAAUCAGGGGGAACCCUGGUGGCCCCCAGCACCCAGCCAUCAAGCCUCCCACCUAACUGGACUACAUAUUUCAGAGAGGGGUCCCCAAGCACUGUUGGGGGAAGGAAAGGAAGCA
Messenger RNA from Sorex fumeus (smoky shrew), 1727 nucleotides. RefSeq names its product sorcin (gene SRI). Bases 65 to 664 code for a protein of 199 amino acids. The transcript has 8 exons. Gene Ontology annotation, molecular function: calcium ion binding. Lineage: Eukaryota; Metazoa; Chordata; Mammalia; Eulipotyphla; Soricidae. The record is from RefSeq and is a predicted model, not a curated record.